GAAAGCAGAGCCCUCUGAUAACACUCUCAUUCACUCCAUCAACCUAUGCAUACAGAGACGUACACAUACAGAGACGUGUAUAGUGAGAGAGGAAGAAUAAAAAAAGCAAGUUGGGCUUUGAUUCUGCUGCUGAAGUUGCAAUUGAGAAGUUCCAAUUCUAUGGAUCUUGAAUUUUUUAGCUGUAUUAGUAGCGUCAGCUUCCACUAUAAUUCUUGUACUAGCUGUGGUUGUAGUUACACGUGUUCUUAUUCAUCAGCAACCUUGUCUUUGUCUUCCUUUGGUUUUGGAAGUUCUCAUUCAAUGCCUGUCAAGGCCUGUUUUUCCAUUAACUUACUCUCCCAUUCAAUUCCCAAGCCUUUCUCUUCAUCAUAUUUGGCAGCAGAGAAAGCCUGAUUCUUGAAUUUUUUAAAGCACCCUUUUGUUCUUUUUUUCUGAUUUUUGGGUUCAGCGAACCGGUACUGAUCUUUAGACUCUUGAGCCAAAUACCAGUAUUAAGCCACCGCUUCGUACUUUUUUCUUGAAAAGUUUAGGCCUUUAUGCUCAGUUUUCAACAAAAUUUUCGCCUCUAUUCACCUACCCUUCUAUUAUUUCUUUCAAGAAAAUGCUGGGUGUCUCGUCGCCUGGGGUGAACCAUAAGCAGAGGAUGAUGGUGAUGAAUGGUGGGGUGAAUGCUUCGUCAAGAGCUAUGCCUGCGCCUGCGCCUGUGGUUAUGGCUUCUCUGGGAACUUGUGGCAGGUAUGAAUUUGAUGGCCGAAAAGGAUGUUGGAGUGUUUAUGGAAAAGGGAAGAUGAACAAUUUAACUGCUACGACUCGAAUUGCUGCACUUGAGAAAAGGAGAAUGAGCAUUUCACCUGCUUGUUCUGCUUUGGCAGAACCCCGGAAUUUGUCUAGAGCUAGCUUUUAUAAGGAGGUUCUUGAAGCUGCUAGGGAAAAAUUUACCCAGGAGAUAUCUAUCCAGUCUAAGGACAAAGAUAUCUCUCUUGCAAAGGCUUUACUUUAUGUCGCUGUUGAAGAUGAGGCAUUUUUGGCUUUCAAUCGGGAGAUAGAUGCUCUUUCACUCCAUAAUGAAAGGAGAGACACACCAUCUCCAUCCAAUGUCAAAGAGUGGGACUGCAUGGAGGCUGUACCUUUGGCUGGAAAGAAUAUAUGUGAGUGGCUGGUUGAGUUGGAUGCCAUUGCAAAGGAAGUCGAAGCAGAGAUCGUCUCAAGAGAUAUAGGAUGUGAUCUGGUAGAAGUUAUAGAUGCUGUGAACAAAGUUCUCUUUGAGUCGAGAGGUUUCAAAAGGUCAUCUGUAUUGGUAGAUUCUAAGUGUUUAUACUUGCACUCUGUAUUAAGCUCUGGAUGUGCCAGUGCAAUUUUAGUAAGUGUUAUCUAUAUUGAGGUUUGUCGAAGACUUAAUCUGACUAUUGUUGGAUCUCGAAUUGGAGGAGAAUUUUUUAUAUGGCCCCUAACAGGGAACCCUGAGGAGCUAUUCAAAGUAACUUCUGGACAUAGCUUGUUCGGGGCUGUCAAUGGGAAGUGUGUGGAAGACCUCCGGUCUAUGGCCUCAGACAUAAAUAGUAAUUCACUUUUAGGGCUCGACAUUGCAACAAACCGGGAUAUCAUUGGGGUUGUUUUGUGCAAUUUGAUUAGGCUUCACUGGAAACAGGCUUCAAGAACAAAUUAUGGACUGAUGUUGGUUUCACCACUUAGGUCUGUUCAUAAAGUUGACCAGAAAUUUAACAAGAAAGAUGGUUCAGAUGUCCCUUUGUUGCGGCCUCAGGAGCUGAGGCUCGCGAUCAUGGCUUCUGAGAGAUUGCUGAUUCUGCAGCCGCACAAUUGGGUUUUCAGGAGAGACUAUGGCAUGAUGUUGUACUAUAGUAGGGACUACGAGGCAGCAGUGCAACAACUUAGCAUCUGCAUGGCCUUUGCCCCGGAAGAAGAGGCUGAAGUUCUAGAUCCAUUUGUUGGGAAACUACAUCUGAUGCGACUAGAAUCAUCGUGGAAAUCUCCCGGGCAGCAAGGCCGGUUAAUCGUUCCUUGAGUCUCGUCCAUUUUCUGUAGAAAAUGGCACAUAACUGCUUCUCUAGUCACAUAUCUGCUUCUCUAGUUUUGUACCUUAACCUCAUCUAUAGUAGAAACUUAGCCUUUAAAACUAUCUUGUUUUGGAGUUGUGUAAAUAUUUCCCUUGAACCGAGCAUGACUUUCACGGUUUCAAGAACUGGAUCCACGUAUAUAUACUAAGCUUAAGCAGGUAAUUGUCCUCGAA
Olea europaea var. sylvestris is the source of this 2248-nucleotide messenger RNA. RefSeq lists its product as uncharacterized. The record is from RefSeq and is a predicted model, not a curated record. Lineage: Eukaryota; Viridiplantae; Streptophyta; Magnoliopsida; Lamiales; Oleaceae. Bases 602 to 2023 code for a protein of 473 amino acids. The transcript has 9 exons. Gene Ontology annotation, molecular function: protein binding.